This is a messenger RNA of Helianthus annuus (common sunflower), 1610 nucleotides long. RefSeq names its product putative glucose-6-phosphate 1-epimerase. The transcript is spliced from 9 exons. Gene Ontology annotation, molecular function: carbohydrate binding; isomerase activity. The coding region runs from base 391 to 1323 and encodes 310 amino acids. The record is from RefSeq and is a predicted model, not a curated record. NCBI's taxonomy places the organism in Eukaryota, Viridiplantae, Streptophyta, Magnoliopsida, Asterales, Asteraceae. Gene Ontology annotation, biological process: carbohydrate metabolic process.
UAUUUUUGUUAACGGCACAUGUUUUCACUCUUACCCCAUGUUUCUUUAUUCUCUUGUUGUCUAGUUUUUAAAGCAAAAACAAAAAUAAAAACUUUAUUCAAGCUUCUUAAAUUCUCUAACUUGAAGCGGUUGACACAUCUGAAAACAAUCAAUGUGCUAUGAACGGAACCGAAGCAUCCGAUCUUGAAAACUGAUGCGAUGGAAUAUUUUGAGGGUCUAUUUAUGCAAAUAUCAGAUUAACUAGUCCUGGAUUUUAAAGAUCACAAAAUAUUGUUUUUAAAAUUUUGGCACCGAUUCUUGAAUGAUUUCGGCAUUACGCGUACUCGAAAAGUGCGAUUAAGGUUUUUUAGAAACGCGUUAGGGGAUAUAAUAGGGUUUGUGUGAGAGAAAAUGGGGCAUUCUGCGGCGGUUUGGGAUUCCAAGUUGGCGCUUGAAACAACAAAGGACUGGAAUGGAAUCGAGCAAAUUGUGCUUCGGAAUCCGCAAGGAAGUUCCGCAAGGGUUAGCUUGCAUGGUGGUCAAGUGAUUUCAUGGAGAAAUGAAAGAGGCGAAGAACUUUUGUUUACGAGUAGCAAGGGGAUUCUUAAGCCCCCAAAGGCAAUGCGAGGAGGUAUUCCAAUAUGUUUUCCUCAGUUUGGUAACUGUGAUUCACUUGAGCAACAUGGGUUUGCAAGAAACAAAAUUUGGGCGGUCGAUGACGACCCACCACCUCUUCCAUCCAAUGAUUCGCUCGGGAAAUCUUUUGUCGAUUUGCUACUGAAACCGUCUGAUGAAGAUCUCAAGUUUUGGCCACACAGCUUCGAGUUUCGGCUUAGAGUCUCUCUUGGGAUGGAUGGAAACUUGACAUUGAUAUCUCGUGUUAGGAAUGUUAACGGGAAGCCUUUUAGUUUCUCGUUUGCUUAUCACUCUCAUUUCUCUGUUUCUGACAUAAGUGAAGUGAGGGUUGAAGGGCUAGAAACAAUGGACUACUUUGACAACCUUUGCAAAAGAGAACGGUUUACGGAACAAGGAGAUGCUAUUACUUUUGAAUCUGAGAUUGAUCGUGUUUAUCUUAGUUCUCCUAAUUGUAUAGCUGUACUUGAUCAUGAAAGGAAGCGGACAUAUGUGUUGAGAAAGGAAGGGCUACCCGAUGUUGUGGUGUGGAACCCAUGGGAAAAGAAGUCAAAAGCCAUGGCUGAUUUUGGAGAUGAUGAGUACAAACAAAUGCUAUGUGUCGAUGGCGCAGCGAUUGAGAAACCGAUUACUUUGAAACCAGGUGAAGAAUGGACGGGUCGUUUGGAAAUUGCGGUUGUGCCAUCGAGUUUUUGCAGCGAGGAUCUCUGAUUUUCAGUUGAGAUGCCUCUUAUAAGAUCCUUUCGAGUUUGAUAUAUGCAAGUAGAUUUUAGGUGUGUUUAAGCAUGGUGUAAUUUAUUUUGAAGAUGAUGCAUACACCAAAAAUGCUAUCCUGACCCGUGUUAAAGAUUCGAGUUUACUCGGGUGGUAGUUGUGUCAUGUGUGAAACAAUUUGGCUACUUAUAGGUAGACCAAGGAUUCUAUGGUUCUUGUGGUUUUACAAACAAGGAUUUAUAUUUAUAAUUUUAUAUAUUAAUGUUACAUAUAUUAUUUGGCCA